CUGCUACCACAGAGCGAGCGCAGUCGCGGAAAUACGAGCCCAUUCGGUCCGCAGGGGCUGUCUAAGCUGAGCAGAUUCCGGAACCCCGCUCAACAGCAAAAUGUCCCUCGAUCCCGAAGCAUCCAGGGAUCUCCUAGACCAGAAGAUAGGUCACCUGCGAAUACAGAAGGCCCUGCUCCAGGAGCAAAUACGCCAGCUUUGUGAGGAUCGAAACGGCCUCUCCCCGGUGUCGCGUGUUCCCGACGAAAUUCUUUGCGAGAUUUUCAUGCUUUGCGCGCAGAUAUGGAGGGAGCGGCCCAAAGGUCCCAAACCAUGGAUCGCUGUGACGCAUGUAUCCAGAAGAUGGCGAACCGUGGCUCUUAAUUAUCCCAAUUUUUGGUCGACAAUCUACGACCCCGACCGCAUGGGACCUUCCUGGCUCAGUACCUGGCUGAAGAGGUCUCAAGAGACACCUUUGACGAUCGAAAUCCCUGAUCUUUAUUACACAGGCAGGCCUCGCCUCCCUGAAGUCCAAGCAGAGCUGUGUCGUGCGCUCAAGCAGACUUGGAGGCUGAGAGAAGUUGAUAUAGCUGGGAGGGGGGACCAGAUCGACGUCUUCUUGGCCACCAUGGCAUCUCCAACGCCGCUUCUGAAGAAACUCCGGAUCGUCAAUGGUUCUGCCCACGUCGAUGUCUUCCCCGAAACCUUCCUUAACGGCGAUGCUUCCAACGUGCAGGAACUGAUCCUGUUCAAUGGCUCCUUACCCAGGGACCCGUCUUUAUUCAUGAAUGUCACGGAACUCACCCUCUACUAUCGUACCAACGCGGGGCCCGGUGCCUCUAUCCGCGAAUCUCUUCUCGCUCUCGGGAAACUACCCAGCCUUUCCGCAUUGACCCUCGAACUUCCGCCGACCACCUUCGACUCUGCAAUGUUAGUACCGCUGCCUCAGACCAUCGAACUCGCAAGCAUAGCUUUUCUCGACGUUACCGCCACCAAAUCGGCAUGUACCGCAUUGCUCCAAUCCAUCCGAAUUCCAUGUCAGGGUAUCGAUUUAAGAACACACAUCACGGACACAAUGGAUGAAUCCUCCUUUGCAGCAUAUGCGUCAGCUUUCUCCUCGGUCUGGCUUCCUCCGAUUGCAGGUUCCGGUCGUGCCCUGCUCCUCAAUCCCCCGAUUGUCAUCCUUCAGCAAGGUGAUUAUGGCGAUGCACUUUUCGUCAAGGCGCACACCGAGGAAGACUAUUUCAGCCUAUGGCUAGAAGACCUUGACCCUAUUCCCACUCUCUCCACUCUCUUCCCCGAUGCUGAUACCCACUCUCUUGUGCUCAGAGGCAAAUUUCCAGUCGAGAUUAACCCGUUUUUCGACUCCUUUCCCAAGGCGGAGGAACUCGACUUGCGCGGACAGACCGAUGCUAUCUCAUUGCUCACCUAUCUGGAAGGUGACCAAGCCCUUUCAGCCAGACGGACGAACCAGCAACAAUGCCACUUGACGCGGCUUCCCUGUUUGACGCGUAUCGUGGUCAGGAAUGUCGACCUUGGAGGGGAAUACGCGAACGGUGUCUGUAUCUUCGACGAACUCCUCGACGUUCUGGAGGCUCGAGCAAGGAUAGUCGCCCAGGCCGGUAUUCAGAGAAUCGAUUUCGAUUGGCAGUGUCUGAGUCUGGAUGAACCGUGGAUGGGACGGUUGAGGGAGAUUGUGGAGAAUGUUACCGUUGGCGAAGUAGAGGAUUGUCUGUAUGUCGACGACGAGUCAGAUGAUGACGAUGAAGAUUGA
Molecule: messenger RNA, 1753 nt
Organism: Coprinopsis cinerea okayama7#130
Lineage: Eukaryota; Fungi; Basidiomycota; Agaricomycetes; Agaricales; Psathyrellaceae
Exons: 2
Coding region: 101-1753 (550 amino acids)
Source: RefSeq, a predicted model, not a curated record